Aplysia californica (California sea hare) is the source of this 474-nucleotide messenger RNA. RefSeq names its product protein lin-10. Gene Ontology annotation, biological process: chemical synaptic transmission. Gene Ontology annotation, cellular component: dendritic spine; cytoplasm; plasma membrane. Gene Ontology annotation, molecular function: protein binding. NCBI's taxonomy places the organism in Eukaryota, Metazoa, Mollusca, Gastropoda, Aplysiida, Aplysiidae. The record is from RefSeq and is a predicted model, not a curated record.
GUGAUAGUGCCCAAGUCGAAGAACGAGCCUCUGGGCGUGGUGAUCGUGGAGUCUGGCUGGGGCUCGAUGGUGCCCACAGUGGUGUUGGCCAAUAUGCUGCCCACUGGACCAGCCGCGCGCUGUGGUCAGCUCAACAUCGGGGACCAGAUCAUCUCUAUCAACGGGAUCAGCCUGGUGGGGCUGCCGCUGUCGGCGUGCCAGACCUACAUUAAGGCGUCGCGGUCCCAGACAGUGGUCAAGCUGACCGUGGUUCCGUGCCCCCCGGUGGUAGAAGUCCUCAUCAAGCGGCCCGACGUCAAGUACCAGCUGGGCUUCAGUGUACAGAACGGCGUGAUCUGCAGCCUGCUGCGCGGGGGCAUCGCGGAGCGGGGCGGCGUGCGGGUGGGCCACAGGAUCAUCGAGAUCAACAACCAGAGCGUGGUGGCCGUGCCCCACGAGAAAAUCGUCACGCUUCUUGCCAGUUCUGUCGGAGAG